AUGACAAGAGCCCAUGAAGACUCGAGAGCUACCCCUCAUCUAGGUGGUGUAACCGCCAUCCUGGUCUUUGCGUUCACCCUUGUGGCUUUCGUGGCCGAGAGCGAGCUGACGGGAUACGUUCAAAGCAGCCUCGGAUUUCGUGUGAGUUUUUCCAAGUUCUCGAACUUCGUCGCCCAUUCAUCAUUCAGCAUAAUAUUCCCUCUGCAUCUACUCUAUCUUGUUGUAUGGACGGGCCACUCUCAUAGACGGCUCUUGAACGGACUGAGGAUCGCAAUCACGAAGCACUUGGAGCCUCCCAGCCGAAGAAGUGGUACACCUCUAUCACGAACUCCUUUUCCUACCUUCAAAUUCGUCCGACUGGUCUUCCUUAUGACCUUGGGAGUCACCAUUCCUGCUCUCAUGUGGUUUGCGGCAGUAUCGAUGGCACCGGUGGCCGAUGUGACUGCCAUCUGGAAUACAAACGCAUUCUUCGCCUACCUCAUCACUGUCCACCUCUUCAAACUCCCCUGGGAGUUCCGCAAACUCGCCGCAGUCCUGCUUGCUACAAUUGGUGUCCUCGCCGUCGUUUACGGUGGCAUACAGGAUUCUACCGAAAUGGCACCUGAAGCAGGAAACCCCAGCUCACCAAGCACGACUAGUGCCUAUACAUGGCCACUCAUGGGCGAUCUGCUGACCUUGGUCGCUUCAGUCGGCUACGGUCUCUAUCAAGUCCUCUACAAGCGUCACGCCGCACUCCCGUCUGACCCAGAGUUUGAGCCCGAACCAAGCGUUGGUGGUGGUGGUAGGGGAGUCUAUGCACAUCCUUCCAGGGCCAGCGCCACAUCUCGGGACACCCCGGAGGUUCACCACGAUGCUGUUUACCCACCGCCAUUUGGGUUCCAUGCGAACUUCUUGACGUCGGCGAUUGGGAUCGUGACAUUCUCGGUCUUGUGGAUAUUCAUACCCAUACUUCAUUUUAUGGGAGCGGAACCAUUCAGGUUUCCGAAUACGUUACAUAUCGCGUUGUCAGUCUUGGGCAUAGGCAUCACAGGCGUCGCUUUUAAUUCUGGAUUUAUGAUCCUGCUAGGAGUAUGGGGGCCCAUCAUCACAUCCGUCGGGAAUCUGCUCACGAUCGUACUCGUCUACGCGUGGGACAUCCUCAUUGGCGGUGCGGCGGAUCUCAUUACGACCUGGAGUUUGUUGGGGGCUGGGGGCAUCGUCGUGGCAUUCGGGAUCCUCGCCUACGAUAUGUGGCGAACUGCGUAG
Molecule: messenger RNA, 1245 nt
Organism: Stereum hirsutum FP-91666 SS1
Lineage: Eukaryota; Fungi; Basidiomycota; Agaricomycetes; Russulales; Stereaceae
Exons: 6
Coding region: 1-1245 (414 amino acids)
Source: RefSeq, a predicted model, not a curated record